This is a messenger RNA of Parasteatoda tepidariorum (common house spider), 1869 nucleotides long. Its product is annotated as sodium-dependent glucose transporter 1A. The record is from RefSeq and is a predicted model, not a curated record. NCBI's taxonomy places the organism in Eukaryota, Metazoa, Arthropoda, Arachnida, Araneae, Theridiidae. Gene Ontology annotation, biological process: transmembrane transport. Gene Ontology annotation, molecular function: D-glucose transmembrane transporter activity.
UUUUGAAAAUUGCGUUCGUAAAUAGAUAGAAUACUUAGUAUUUCAAACAAUGACAUGAACUCAAAAGUCAGAAAAAUUUAUUCUGCAUUACAGUUCACAUUACAUUUUAGUUCUUUGAAAGCUAAAUGCUAAAUAAAAUCUUAAGCAUACAAAAUUUCGUUUGUUCUUCGGAAACCCAAAUACCGGUCAAUGGACUUGUCAUUCUAAGAAGUUUUCUUUUAAAACUAAUCAUGUGUGAAAUAUCCAGUCUACUUCUACGGCAGUUAAGAACUGUGUUGAUAUAUUUAUCUAUGAUCUGUUUAGGUAUGUGUACGGCCAUACCAGGACCUACAUUGCUUGAUCUGCAACGAAAUGUUCAUUCUGAAACGAAUGAAAUUUCAAAAGUAUAUAUCGGUCGUUCUAUCGGAUAUCUUCUUGGAUCCUUCUUUGGUGGUGUUCUGUUGGAUCGUUUACAAAAACCUCAACUUCUGAUGUUUUUGUUCAGCUUUAUUAUGUCAGUGUGUACGGCAGCCAUACCAUGGAGCGAUGAUCUUCUUUUAUUGGUUGGAAUAAUGGCUUUUAGUGGUUGCGCAAUGGGAGCAUUAGAUACUGGUUUGAAUGUUUGGUGCUUAGAUCUCUGGAAUGAUGAAAGCAGUCCUUUCUUCCAAGCUCUUCAUUUUUUCUUUGGACUUGGAGCUUUUGUUGCCCCCAUCAUAGCAGCUCCCUUCCUCUCCCAUAACGACCACAACGACCUGAACUCCACUCUUUCCUCAUUCAACCAAUCUUCUUCUCCUCUAGACUUCUCCGACUACGAGAAGGCAAACGUUAUUUACAUUUACAGUAUAAUUGGUGCUAUUUCGUUGUUUGUAUCUUUGAUGUUUAUGUUUUUGUUUCUAACUUCUGUAAAACUUAAUUCUUCUGAUGAAAUGCAGAAAUACAAAGAUCCAAAAGUGCGUUUUAAAAUAUCCAUUCUUCUCUGUGCCUUUUUGUUGAUUUGUGUGUAUUGCGGACUCGAAAUUGGAUUCGGGCAGAUGAUAGCAAUUUAUGCCGUGAGGAGCACUCACAAGUUUACAGAGUCUUUAGCUUCCUAUUUCACUUCCGUUUUCUGGGGGACAUUUACUUUUGCGCGUGGUAUAUCUAUAGUUCUAGCUGUGAAAUUCAGCCCUUUUGUGAUAAUUGCUUGUGACUGUUCCCUCAUGUUCUUUGCAGCGACACUAUUAGUUUUGUUCGGAAAUACUUAUGAAACCUUUUUGUGGAUUGGGACGGGGGCGUUGGGUGUCGGAUUUGCCUCAUUCUACCCUUCUACUAUCACUUGGGUCGAGCAGUACGUAAAUAUCGACAAUAAAAUCGGCUCCUACUUUGUUGUCGCUGCGUCUGUGGGUGAAAUGGUCGCACCGCUGACAAUCAGCCAAUUUGUAAACACUAAACCCGAGUUUCUUUUUUAUGCCACAAUAACUUGCGUCUCUUUAUGCGCAAUGUUUAUUAUUAUUUUAAGGAUAAUAACUACACAUGUGGGUUUAAAGAUACCCAUCACAACUGAGAUUUGCUCACCCACCGAAUUACUGGAAUCCGAAAAACAGUGUGACGAAAAAGGUACCAUAGGUGAAAGAGAGACCUUAACGAAAGUUUAGAUUAUCUCUUUCUACUUUUAAAAUUAAAAAAAAAUUAUAAAAAGUUCUCUGCUAUUUAAGAUGUUUCAUUCCUGAUAAUUUGUACUAUGUAUUGAGACAAUUCCAUUAUUAGAGACACAACAUUGUCAAAUAUUUUAUAGCUUUAGAUUUAAAAAAAAGUGAAACAAUUUUACUAGUUUUGGUUAAAAUAGAUCUUGGGCAUUAUUUAUAUUUGCUAAAAUUUCUAUUUAUUUUCAUCAGUAAAACAAAUUAAAACGUU